GGAAAAUUAAAGUUUCCAAACUACCAACAGAACAGGUCAUAACUGGAAUACAGAUCCCAGCACCCAAAGCAAGGUUACUGAUAAAGCAACUGGUACUGAAUAGGGAAGAUCAGAGAUAUAGUGAGGAGUAGCGAUAUACUGGGAAACAUUUUCCUGGGAGGAAUUACUUUAUAUGCUUCAGUAAAGAAUAGAGAUUUGUCCUGCGAGUUAGGGACUGAUAAGUCAGUAACUGGGAGAUAGUAUUGAGGAUGUUUUGUGUACUUAGGGUUAGGACUUAGAAACUGGUUUCUACUGGCACUAAAGGAUAACGUUUUUUAAUUGGUGCACGGUACACAAGGUUAUAGGAAUGGUUCUCUGCUGGUAGACAGAGAAAGUGAGAGUGACAGGGACUGGUACCCAGUUUGAAGCUGGAAGUUUGUGUGCACUGGGAAGGAGGGAGAGUGAAGCACUGGUGUGGAGAGACUGGUGCAUACUGGGAAGGAGGGACAGUGAAGAGGGUCCAUUGGAAAGAUGCCACGCUCGUUCCUGGUGAAGAAGCGACAGGGUCUAUCAGGGGCUCGACGCAGGAGGGAGACCCCCGAACAGCAGCAUGGAGACGGAUACAUACCAGAGCCUUGCCCCCUGCCAGCCCCUGUCCUCGAGCCAGCCCCAGAGUCACAGACUAGAGAGGGGAAGACAGCGGAAGAGUGGCGGACACAGACUCCCGACCUGGGGGGGCUACAGCCCCCCGGAGACAGCCUGCAUCAGUACAACCCCAGUGUGGUCCCACAUCCCACUCCACGAGCCAAGGGUCGCUUGGCUCACUCGCAUGGUGACUUCCUCUGCCCGGUCUGUAACAAGGUGUUUCCGCUGCAGCGCAUGUUGACGCGUCACCUCAAGUGUCACAGCUCUGUGAAGAAGCACGUGUGCUGCUACUGCACCAAGGGCUUCAACGACACCUUCGACCUCAAGAGGCACAUGCGCACGCACACAGGUAUACGUCCGUACGGCUGUGAGCUCUGUGAGAAGGCCUUCACUCAGCGCUGCUCCCUCGAGUCUCACUUGAAGAAGAUCCACGGUGUGACUCAGCAGUACGCGUACCGCGAGCGGCGCUCCAAGAUCUUCGUGUGCGAGGACUGCGGCUUCACCUCCGUCAGCGGGGAGGAGUACUUCCUGCACAUGCGUGAGCGCCACCCGGGCAGCCCUGCGCUGAGGCGAUACUUCCGCAGGCACGGCGCCAGCGCUGCCAGCAAGCUGGGAGCAGUGCUGCUGUACCCGGGGUACUAUCUGUGACAGCCAGCCUCUGGGACCCAGUGCAGUGCCUGGGACUCACAACCAGUGAGAUCGAGGACACUGCCUGGGACUCACAACCAGUGAGAUCGAGGACACUGCCUGGGGCUCACAACCAGUGAGAU
Messenger RNA from Acipenser ruthenus (sterlet), 1394 nucleotides. Its product is annotated as putative transcription factor ovo-like protein 3. The transcript is spliced from 4 exons. Lineage: Eukaryota; Metazoa; Chordata; Actinopteri; Acipenseriformes; Acipenseridae. Gene Ontology annotation, biological process: regulation of transcription by RNA polymerase II; epidermal cell differentiation. Gene Ontology annotation, cellular component: nucleus. Gene Ontology annotation, molecular function: RNA polymerase II cis-regulatory region sequence-specific DNA binding; DNA-binding transcription factor activity, RNA polymerase II-specific. Bases 511 to 1272 code for a protein of 253 amino acids. The record is from RefSeq and is a predicted model, not a curated record.